Molecule: messenger RNA, 2467 nt
Organism: Zalophus californianus (California sea lion)
Lineage: Eukaryota; Metazoa; Chordata; Mammalia; Carnivora; Otariidae
Gene: SNIP1
Product: Smad nuclear interacting protein 1
Exons: 4
Coding region: 45-1238 (397 amino acids)
Biological process (GO): miRNA processing
Cellular component (GO): nucleus
Molecular function (GO): protein binding; mRNA binding
Source: RefSeq, a predicted model, not a curated record
GGAGCGCAACGGAUCUUUUUUCCUUCGCUCGGCUCGUAUUCGGCAUGAAGGAGGUAAAGAGCGAGCGGGAGCGGGGGAGCCGGCGGAGGCACCGCGACGGGGACAUGGUGGCGGCGGCGGUGGUGGUGAAGGUGAAGCAGGAGCGCCUCAGCCCGGAAGCCGCACCUCCCGCCCACCGCCGCCCAGAUUCCUCCGGCGGUAGCGCGUCCCCGCCGGCUGGCGAGCCGGGCCGCCCUGGUCACCGCGGGAACCGAGCCCGAGGAGGUAGCCGGUCCCCAGCCAAAAAGAAAAACAAGUCCUCAGGGAGAAGAAGCAAGUCUCCUCGGAGUAAGAGAAGCCGAAGUCCUCACCACUCAACAGUCAGAGUGAAACAGGAACGUGAGGAUCAUCCCCGGAGAGGACGGGACGAACGGCAGCACCGGGAAUCAUCGGGCCAGGAACACAGACGAGCUAGAAACAGUGACCACGACAGACACAGGGGCCAUUCCCACCAGAGGAGAAGCUCUAAUGAGAGGCCUGGGAGUGGGCAGGCUCAGGGACGGGACCGAGACAUUCAGAAUCUACAGGCUCAGGAUGCAGAGCGGGAGUUUUACAACGCCCGAAGACGGGAGAAUCGCCAGAAGAACGAAGUUAGUGUUGGUGGUAAUGAGUCUCAGGAGUUGGUUCCCCGACCUGGUGGCAACAGUAAAGACAAAGAGGCACCCGCUAAAGAAAAGCCAAGCUUUGAACUCUCUGGGGCACUUCUUGAGGACACCAACACCUUCCGGGGUGUUGUCAUUAAGUAUAGUGAGCCCCCAGAAGCACGUAUCCCCAAAAAACGAUGGCGCCUCUACCCCUUUAAAAAUGACGAGGUGCUUCCUGUCAUGUACAUCCAUCGGCAGAGCGCCUACCUCCUGGGCCGGCACCGCCGCAUAGCGGACAUCCCAAUCGAUCAUCCCUCCUGCUCAAAACAGCACGCGGUCUUUCAGUAUCGGCUUGUGGAAUAUACCCGUGCUGAUGGGACAGUUGGCCGAAGGGUGAGGCCCUACAUCAUUGACCUUGGCUCAGGCAAUGGAACGUUCUUGAACAACAAGCGCAUCGAGCCACAGAGAUACUAUGAACUAAAGGAAAAGGAUGUACUUAAAUUUGGGUUCAGCAGCAGAGAGUAUGUCCUGCUUCACGAGUCCUCCGACACCUCUGAAGUAGACAGGAAAGAAGAUGAGGAUGAGGAGGAGGAGGAGGAAGUAUCUGACAGCUAGCAAACUAAGAAACAGCCCAAACUCUGGAAGGACCUUUCUUUAAAGGUUUUGGGAUUGAGUCAGAGAGCACCAUGGUUCUCUCUGUCAUGCCUCUUAAUGCCUUAAGUCUUUCCUCUGUUGCUGACCACCUUCUGUUAUAGUAUAGGAAAACUGACUUCUGUUUGGUUGAACUUUUUUCUGUGGCACAUCAGCCCCUUGCCUGUGGGCAUUUGUUUUCAGAACAGUCUCACCAACACAUUGUGUUUCAGUAGAAGCAUCGUGGCUUUAGUUGGUGCUUUCAGAACUACUGCCUAGGAAACUACAAACCCUUGGUUCAAGGGGAAUUGUGGCUUGUUCUCUUUGUACAGUUACUUUAUUUAUAUAGUUGUCAAGCUUUGUGGACUGGGUUUGUUUUUGUUUUUGGGGCAAACCCCUGAACAGAGGACCUUACUCUAAGCUUUGGUUGUCACCAAAACAGCCUCCAUUAUAUACCAAAACUUUGACCUGGUUGAGCUCUUGAGUCACAGAAGUUGACUUUGCACUUCAUUUUUGGGGGGGUGGGAAUUUACCACAUGACCUCAUUAUUAACUGUUGGACUUAAACAGAUGCUUUAUGGAACCUGCUGAAGCCUACAACUGUACAGGAAGAUCCUGGCUACCGCCAGUGGGUGCUGAUACAACGUCACGAGAGGCUGAAAUGGGUCAUGGAUCGGUUUCCUGUGAGAGAAUUCUGAUUUCUCCAUAGAGCAUGUACAUAACAAUUUUGAUCAUCAUAUCUGUUCAACUUAGCAGUUUUAUUCAAAUGUUAUUUCUUUCCUUCUUUGCAAAACAGUGUCAUUUAUGUAGCACGGUCCUUGCUUUAUUCUAACAAUGUAUGUAUGUGUGUAAAGGAGGUUGUAUAGUUGACAUGUUUCAUCUUUUUAAAAAAAUGUUCAUAGAGAUUGUAUUUACUUUCCCAAGGCCGGAAAGCAAGGGAGUUGCCGUUUCCUAAUUUUCCACAGAGGAAUAUGUGUAAGUAGCAAAGUCAUAACUACUUACACAUAGUGUGUGUGUGUGUGUGUGUGUGUGUGUGUGUGUGUGUGUGUACCUAAGAGUGUGAGUGAAAGAGCUGCAUACUGAUUUUCAUAUGAGAAUGUUUUGUGAUGUAAAUAGGCGAAGGCCUCCCUGCAUUUGAAUAGCAGGUUUUCAUUUGUAUGUAUUUUUGGGAUAAAAAAUAAUAAAAUUUGUAAAUAUAGCCCCAUUUCAAAGGGU